Molecule: messenger RNA, 848 nt
Organism: Trametes versicolor FP-101664 SS1
Lineage: Eukaryota; Fungi; Basidiomycota; Agaricomycetes; Polyporales; Polyporaceae
Product: acid protease
Exons: 3
Biological process (GO): proteolysis
Molecular function (GO): aspartic-type endopeptidase activity
Source: RefSeq, a predicted model, not a curated record
CGUUUCUCGACGGCGUUCCGGCGGACUUCGGCGACGCCGAUGGCAUAAUGGGUCUAGGCUUCAACGCCGCCUCGAACAUCCAAGAGGCCCUAUCGCAGGCCCUGGGACAAGAGGCCGCCAUUGCGAUGGGCAACACCCCGAUGCCUGCGCUGUUCGCGCAAGAUGCGAAUAUCUCCCACUUCUUCGACGUGCAGCUCGGACGCAGCGCUCCGGGUGUGUUCAUCAUCGGUAGCCACACCACGAACUUCCAGAACGUGUCGAACGCCCCGCAGCUGCCGAGCGUGGCUCCAAAUCACUGGUCCCCGGUGUUGGAUGCGAUGAUUGUCAACGGGAAGGCGUUUGCGUUCAACGCGUCGCGGAUUGCCAACGUGCCUGCGGGGAAAGUGGUCGCUGCGCUUGACACGGGUACCUCCCUUCCGCCGCUGCCUGCCCUCGCUGUGGACGCCAUCUACUCCAGUAUUCCUGGCGCUGAGUUCGACGACGUCAGCUCGAACUGGUUUGUUCCGUGCAAUGGGAGCACUACGCUGUCGUUUGUAUUUGGGAACGAAGAGUUCUUUGUUCAUCCGCUCGACCUGACGUUUCCCAUGGUCACCGCCGUCGAUGGCACGAAUAGGACAGCUUGCGUUAACACGUAUCAAUACUCCACGAUUGAUUUCGGGGACAAUACCGGGUUCGACCUCAUCCUGGGCGAUGCAUUCCUGCGCAACGUCUACGUGUCCUUCAACUACGGUGAUGCUCAGAACAGCAGUGCGCAGCCGUUCGUACAGAUGGUCUCAACGACCACGGACAUGGCGGCGGCCCUGCAGGAGUUCCAGACUCAGCGUGCAGCGACGCUCGCCCAGCUUCCC